Vombatus ursinus (common wombat) is the source of this 4659-nucleotide messenger RNA. RefSeq names its product thioredoxin related transmembrane protein 3 (gene TMX3). Gene Ontology annotation, biological process: peptidyl-cysteine oxidation. The transcript has 16 exons. The record is from RefSeq and is a predicted model, not a curated record. Gene Ontology annotation, cellular component: endoplasmic reticulum. Gene Ontology annotation, molecular function: protein disulfide isomerase activity. Lineage: Eukaryota; Metazoa; Chordata; Mammalia; Diprotodontia; Vombatidae. Bases 171 to 1550 code for a protein of 459 amino acids.
UGAGGCGGUUAACGGAGGCGUCGCUCACACCUUCACUCCUCUUCCGCGCAGUGACAGCUGAGCUUCCCCUUCCGGCAGCCGCUGCGGAGGCGGCGGUGGCCUUUCUUCCCAGCGUAGUUACCGGCUAUCACCAUUUCUUCCUUCAGAGGUCUCCAUCUGCAGUGGUGACUAUGGGAGCUGGAGGCGCUCGGCAUCUCCUGCUCCUCUAUGCGGCAGUUGCUGUAUUUGGUCAGACUUUGGAUGCAGAUGUUGUAGAAGAGUUAGAUGAAUCAUUUAAAGACAAUCGGAAAAAUAGCAUUUGGCUUGUAGAUUUCUAUGCGCCAUGGUGUGCACACUGCAGAAGAUUGGAACCAGUUUGGAAUGAAGUUGGUUUAGAAAUGAAAAGGCUACGGUCUCCAGUUAAAGUUGGAAAGAUGGAUGCUACUUCCUAUACUAGCAUUGCUUCAGAGUUUGGAGUUAGAGGAUAUCCAACUAUUAAGCUAUUAAAAAAUGACCUGGCAUAUAACUACCGAGGGCCCAGAACUAGAGAUGAUAUCAUUGAGUUUGCUCAUAGAGUAUCUGGGGCUCUAAUCCGUCCACUUCCAAGUCAACAGAUGUUUGAACAUGUGAAGAAGAGGCAUCGUGUAUUGUUUCUUUAUGUUGGAGGAGAGUCACCUUUAAAGGAGAAAUACAUAGAAGUAGCUUCAGAAUUAAUUGUUUAUACCUACUUCUUUUCGGCCUCAGAAGAGGUUAUACCUGAGUAUGUAACCCUGAAUGAGAUGCCUGCUGUGCUUGUUUUCAAAGAUGAAACUUACUUUGUAUAUGAUGAGUAUGAAGAUGGCGAUCUUAAAUCAUGGGUCAACAGAGAGAGAUUUCAGAAUUAUCUUACUGUGGAUGGCUUUACCCUCUAUGAACUUACAGACACAGGAAAACUUAUUGUCAUAGCAGUUAUUGAUGGGAAAAAUGCAACAGUUGAGCAUACCAGAUUACAGGAAGUUAUUCAGGAAGUAGCUAAAGAUUAUAGAGAUCGUUUUCACAGGAGAGAUUUUCAGUUUGGACACAUAGAUGGAAGUGACUAUGUAAACAACAUGCUGAUGGAUGAAUUGAGUGUUCCAACUGUAGUUGCAAUAAAUACUUCAAACCAUCAGUAUUUUCUGCCAUCUAGACAUAUUGAGAGUCCUGAUGAUGUGAUGCAGUUCAUUAAUGAUAUUUUGGAUGGCACAAUAGAAGCCCGGGGUGGUGAUGGAAUUUUGCAGAGAUUGAAAAGAAUAUGUUAUGAUGUCAGGACUACUAUUGUGUCUGUAUUCAGAAGCUCACCAUUUUUGGGCUGUUUUCUCUUUGGCCUGCCACUGGGUGUCAUCAGCAUCAUGUGUUAUGGAAUCUACACGGCUGACACAGAUGUAGCUUAUACAGAAGAACGAAUUGAAGUGUCUAAACAGGAAACUGAAACUAGGGAUGUAAGAGAUGAAGGCAAUGAGGAAGAAAAGAAGGAAGAAAACAAUGGGAAUUCUCUGGUACUUUCAGAUGCAGAGCAGGAACCCAAAGAUAUAUUGGAAAAGAAAAAUGACUGAGUCUUCUGUGAUUUAGGUUAUUUGAUAGGAUUUCUAAUUAAAAAAAAAAACUUAUUUAUUGAAUUUAGCCAUUUAAUCAUGAUCUUUGCCGAGGAAAACUUCUGAUCUGUAUUUUGCUAAUAUUGAAUCCAUGGACUAAAAUCUUCCCAUAUUUUGGGGAAAAGGUGGCUCAUAUGUAUAAGAAAUGAAAUAUUUAUCAAUCUUUUUUUUAAGCAGUCUUCAAAGUUUACUAUUGAUAAAAACAUCAUAGUAAGAAACUAAAUCAAUUUGUAUAUUCCUUUAUCUGAAUAUUAUCUGACAAAGUUGAGGUUCUGGGGCAGAAUAUUUUCAUCUGUCAGUCAGAAGACACGUUUUCACUUAGAACUAUAAUAACACUCCCAAUUACAUUUUUGAAAACAAUUAAAAGUAGGUGUUUAUUCUGGCCGUUUCAAAGACAGGUACUUUGAAUGUGUAAGACUUGUAAUGAUUUCUCCCAUAUGUAACAAUUCAUGUCAUUCAGGCUUUGGUAGAUAAAAAUAAUUUGACUUUACAUAGCAUGUCAGUUUUAUUUUAGUGGUUAAAAGGAGAACAGAUUUUACUUUUUUGCUUUAUCAUAAAAUCUGUGUAUAGGUGUACCCCAAACCCCAAAUCAGCAACCCUAUACUUGCUUAACCCUAUGUCUUAAGUGAAAUUACUUAAAGAAAUAUUUUUAAAUCAAAGUUGUUAGAUUCGCAGUUAUGCCAUGAAAAUGUACACUUCACCGUAUAGGCUGUAUUUAGGUAACAGUGUUUUUAAAGUUGUUGACAUAAGCUUAUUAUGACAGGUUAUGUAACAUUAUAAAACAAAAACUCAAUGUAAAAAGCUAUCUAUUAAGGUCAUCUUCUACACCUCUCCCCAUUGUCCCUAUCCUUUCAUUUUAUAUGCUUAUUUAAAUACUGCACUAAAUCUAUACAGAGUGAUAUCUACAAAUUUUUAUUUUUACAUGACAGUGUAUUUAUUUUAGUUUGGGUUUAUAUUUUAUCAUUUUUAUUUUAGCUACCAUAUGAACAGUAAACUCUUAGUUGUUUGUGUAUUUAAUCAUAAAAUCAAGUUAUCCCAUAUAAUGUAUUUUUCUUUAGUAGUCAAUUAUAAAAAUGAUUUCUAAUUCAAGCCCAGGAUACUAAAAGUGUAAGUUUUCUUAUUUUCUGUUCCCAGGGAGCUAACCUUUGAUUAGCACUGAUGCCAUGAGGAUCACCAUAGAAACUAAACUUAAAUUCUUGAUUUUACAAUCACUGAGGCAAUAUUAAGAUCAAUUUCAUUAUGAUCCCUUGGGCUUAUAUUUUUUAAUGUUUCUUAUUGUAGCACUCAUUCUUUAAAUACAUGCCAGCUUCAUUACUUUUUAUAAUGAAACAAAUAUGCUAUGGCGCUGAAUUAUUAUAUUCCUAAAUUAAAUUUCAACUAGUACAGAUAUACUGUGUAUAACUUAUUGGCAAAUUCUGUUUCAAGUAGUACUGAUUCAUCCUCUUUUGGACAUGGAUGUUACCUUUCUUAUUAUAUAACACUUGAAUUUACGGCCACAGUACGGCCACAGUGCAAAGUUUAGAAAAUUACCAAUACCUACAUUGAGAGUCAGUGUAAGGUGUGAAUGCUAAACAAACAUGGAUAUGAAGAAAUUGUUAUAGAAAAGAUCAUUGAUUUCUUUUGACUAUGUAUCUUUGUCAGAUUUCGUCAUCAGCAUGAUUUUGGACCUUGAAAAUCAAGUAUCUAUCUAUACAAUCUCAACCUAAAACGAAUGACCUCAGGAAAAAUUACAGCUUAUUUUAUAUACACAGAAUAACUUAGUGAUCUUACUAUGUAUUCUGAAGGUUCAUGUUUAUGAUAGAGUGUUUUGGAUCUUCAUUUCUUUUCUCAACUCUAUAACUUUACCCCAAAUUGUUCUUUGUUCUGCUUUCCAUUUUUAUUUUAAAAUUUCCACAUCAGGGAGACUUUAAUCUUAGUGAUUCAGGAAUAGAAGACUCCAUUAUCCUUUUAAAAAACUAAGUCUUUUUUAAACUUCAGAGUAGAAUUUAUAAAAAGAUGUUAUGUCAUCUGCCAACUGAUUUAAUAUAAUUCUUGUUUGUUUAUUCUUAUGCUUUUCUUCAAUAAUCCCUUUGCCCUUGAAAAAUUGUAGCAAAAUUAUGUGAUCAGAAAAAAUAUUUAAAAGUGAAACUCCUUAUUUGUUUUUUUUUAGAAGAACAUAGCUACCAGUGGUUCAAGGGGUGCAUCAUGUUAAAAUGAAAUAACUGCAAUAUGAAAAAUUAUGUGGUAAUUUGGAUUUCUGCUUCCGCUUUAACUUAGGGUUUUUUUGUUUCUGUUUUUUUUUUUUAUUCAAGCAUAAUUUUGAGUAUGCCAUAUGGAAUUCAGGAGUAUUGCAGAUGCCUGCUGCUAGUAAACUGGUGCCCAGCUAAUAUUUAAAAUAACAGUUUUUUUAGCAUUUUCAAAGAGACAUUGGGUUAAUGGUUUUCUCUGCCUAUAUGCCUCUCCCCAAAUUCUCUUUGUUUUUCACAUUAUUUCUUUCUACAGCUAAUAGAGCCUAAAACUUCAUCGAGGAGUCUUCUGAUAAGAGUUUCUGUCUCAGAGUUUCUGUAUUCUCUCUAACAGAUAGUACUUGCUGGCACCUGCUGUGGAAAUAAUAUACCACAUAUCUGGUGGGCUGUCCAGUUUAAGGUUGCAGAAAGGCCUAUGUCUCACUCAGGUACAGAUGAGUUGUUAAAAUAACCAGCUCUGCUGUUUUAAAAAAAAAUAACAAUUUAAAUGCACUCACAUUCUCAUCAGUACUUCAUCCCAGAAUUGCAUUUCUGUGGAGUGAAGAGCAAAAAAUCACAUACAUAUUCUUAAUAUCUUGAUAUUGUUGUAAUAGUAUGCGAAAAGACUGGUUUGUGACUUAAUUUGUGAGAUUGGUUUUGGCAUUUUAUUUUUAUAUAUAUAUUUUUUCCUGAAAGAAAUUAGAUGUCUAAGUCCAAGAGAGGGCAAAAAAUAAUUUUCUAUUACUUUACCUUGGACUAAUUAUGUAAGGGUUUCUGAAAAUCUAACAUACUGAAUUUAUGAUAUGCUGCCUUAUGGCACUGUGUGUAAACCUUUGUUUUUCUACAAUAAAUUAAUUGAAAAAAUG